AUGGAAGCUGAGGCGCGGGUGCUGGACGCGACGUGGAUGGGACGGCGUGGACGGAUCUUGGGGGACCCGGCAGACUGGACGAUCGCGUCCCGUCUUGCGAGGGCAGCACCGACCGGCACGGAGGCCGAGGGCGUGGCGCACCCGUCGACGCACCACCCGGCCGAGCUUGCAGCCCCCGACCGCGACUACUUAACACGCCCAUGGCCUUCACCUCCAGACAACCUUGACCGCACAGCCCUCGCAGCCCUCGCACGCACCUCAAAGGCCCUCCGCGCACUCUGCGUCCCCGCCCUCUUCCGCACCGUGUCCCUCCCGUCCCUCGCCGCCCUCCUCGCCUUCCUCGCCCACGUGCCCCCCGCCUACCGCACCCACAUCCGCGCCCUCGACAUCUCCACCCGCGCACUCGCCUCCCC
Molecule: messenger RNA, 413 nt
Organism: Heterobasidion irregulare TC 32-1
Lineage: Eukaryota; Fungi; Basidiomycota; Agaricomycetes; Russulales; Bondarzewiaceae
Exons: 3
Source: RefSeq, a predicted model, not a curated record